AUGAAGCAGAAACGCCGCGUUCCGGUGGUCCUUUGGCGCCUCUUCCACAACCGCGCGCGCACUCUGGCCCACACUCUCGCCACCUUACUCCCUCCUCGUUCCCCAAAACCCCAAUGUCGUUUCUGCAACGGCCGCCGUUGCCUCCGCUGCUGCUCCGACGCCAUGUCGUUUCUCCUCCGACCCAACGACCCCUCCGACUACCGCUCUCUCCUAGACACCUGCUUCGUCGUCCUCUCCGACAACGCUCCCCGCAUCACGCGCUUCUCCCCUGAAUCUCACUGGUCCCAAAUUGAGAUCGUUACAGCUGUCAUCGAAACGACGAUGCUGGAGCAAUCCAUGUCUUCCAAUGUGAUAUGCAGUGGUUAUAAUAAGGUUAACAAGUCCAGCGCCAUUUCGGAACUUCUUACUUCUUCAGCUUGGUGUCUUCUCUUAGAAAGGGUUGGGGAUGGCAUUAUGGUUUAUUUACUAAAGAAUGCGUCGAUAUUUCUGCGAAUUGCGGAUGAGCAACACCAGCAGGUGACUGGUCCACCCGUUAGUAACUUAUGUAAGAGGUUCAAUUGCACACCGAGUUCGAAAUGGCAACCGUCGUCCCUUGUUCCAUGUGGACCUGGAAACAAGAGGAAAAGAGAUGAUGACGUUCACUCAAUUUUAAAGAAAAGCCAGCUCAUGAGUUCAGUCAGCAUUGGAGAAAGCUCGAGUUCUAUUACCUGCAAUAGCUGCUGCAACCAUAGUGAAAAUUACAGGAAGACGCAUACUCAUAUAAGUUUUUCUGAAACAUCUACACCAGCAACCAGCACACUGACCAAUGAUUGUGAAGGGAAUUUAAAUAAGGAACUUACAGAGAGUUUGGAACCUCUAAGAAAGCGUUCAAGACCAUAUCGUUGGCAGCGUUGCAGGAAACACAGGCAAAUAUCUGUUCAAGAAGCCAGUGUCAAGGGUCUUUUUAAAACAACUGUCAGUGAUAAUCAAUGGUUACCUGGAAGGCAUUUGUCUUCUUUGAAACCCAGCUUGGGUCGACAAUUUGAACAGUGCUAUUGUUUGGGGUUCCAAGUUGCCCAAAAGGUUGCCAAGGGUGCUGAAAUAGAUAGGAAAUCCUUGUUCUACAACUUGGAACGUUCUUCAUCAAUCUUUCCUAGAAAGCAUGUACUGAAUUCUGUAAAGCCUGAUUCUGUUGGUUCAGAGUUUCUUGUUAGUAGUAUUUUUGGUGUAUAUGAUACAGAAAGUGCACUGUCAAAGACAUGCUCCGAUAGCAGUGGUCUUUGUCUCAUGGGUUCUGCGUGCCUGUAUCAUUCACUUGUUAAGUUGCUAAAGAUUCUUAUACGUAGAGCACAAUAUGGCCAUCACUUGGGAUUAUUGGAAAAGCACUGUGUUGUUACAACUGUAAAUCCUAAUACAAUUAAAAGCGGUGGUUGCAGCUUUGAGGUUAGCAGUAUAUUUGGGGGAGAAAAGUGGGAGUACGGUGUACUCAAGAAAUCUCAGUGUUGUACUACGGACCAUUGCAGUAAAUCUUCUGAAGUCAGUGAAUCUUUCUCUGAGGAAAUUAAGUCUCACUGUUUGAACAGUCAGGUGGAGUCGUUUAUAUGGGCAGUUUGUAGGAGUAUUGUUCCUCCCGAUAUAUUGAAUGAUGCCGUACAUAUUGUUAAAGAAAAAUUGUUAGAAAGUUGGAUUUAUUGGUUCUUUCAAUCUUUAGUUGUGCCAUUGUUGCAAGCCAACUUCUAUGUCACUCAAAGUGAGCAUGGGAAGCAAGAUGUAUAUUACUACCGGAAGUCGGUUUGGGAGAAGAUGAAGAAUAAGACCAUCAUGACUUACAUGGAUCAGAGUUAUCAGUAUUUGGAUGAUGCGGCAACUAGAAGAAUUAUAAGGAAACGAUCAUUUGGGUUUUCUAAGCUCCGGAUUUUUCCAAAAGAAUAUGAAGUGAGGUUGCUAGCAAAUUUAAAAGCAUCAUCAAAAAUGUCACGAAAAGAGUUAUGUUUGGCAGACCAGUCUGGUAAAUUAUUAAGAGGAAAGAAACUGCAUCGGAGAAAAAUCACAUUUGAGCGUUUCAAGUCCGUGAAUCGUGUUCUUCGUGAUUCACAUGUUGUUCUAAAAGCUAUGCAGCUGAAAGAGCCAGGGAAAUUAGGAUCAUCAGUGUUUGAUUACAAUGAUGUAUACAGGAAGUUAUGCCCAUUUCUUCUUGGUAUAAAGAGUGGAUUCACUACGAAACCUGAUGUGUUUAUCAUUGUCUCUGAUGUGUCAAAAGCCUUCGAUUCUGUUAACCAGGAUAAGCUGCUUGGUGUGCUGAAAGAUGUUAUAAGAGCAGAUGAAUAUAUUUUGCAGCAGUCUCAUCAUGUCAUUUUCAAGAAGGGGUCAUUAAGGGUUCAUGAGAACCGUGCAUGUCUUGAUCAAAAUACCGGCUCAAGUUUUAAAUCCAAAUUAUGUAGUGUCCUUGUUAAUCAGGAGUGCAGCAGGUCUGUGAAGAAGAAGGAGCUAUUUUUUAAUCUACAUGAGCAUGUUAAGCGCAAUGUGCUGCAGUUGGAUAAAAAGUUCUAUUUGCAACGUACUGGUAUUCCUCAAGGAAGUAUUCUGUCAGCUUUGCUUUGCUCAUUAUACUAUGGACAUCUGGAUCGGAAUGUGAUCUUUCCAUUUCUUGAAAAAACUUGGGAACCUUCUGCAGAUUUAUCUAGAGGACAUGAUUUUCAAGUGGCUUCUGCUGCAAAGAGUAGCAGUGAGGAUAAAAUCUCCUCAUCCUCUAGAUAUACUCUACUUAGAUUUAUUGAUGAUUUUCUAUUCAUUUCAACAUCAAAGGCACAGGCUGCUAGCUUCUUCUCAAGGUUGCAACGAGGAUUUCGGGAUUACAACUGCUACAUGAAUGAGAAGAAGUUCUGUGUCAAUUUUGAUAUCGGAAACAUGGCAGGUUUGGCAUCAAACAGGGUAUCCAGUGGUGAUGACGGCAUUUUAUUUGUUCGAUGGAGUGGCUUGCUUAUCAAUUCUUGCACACUUGAAGUUCAGGCAGACUAUACAAAGUACUUGAAAAACCAUCUAAGUUCAACUCUUACUGUCCUCUACCAAGGCAGACCUGGUCACCAUUUGAAGAAAAAAUUGCUUGACUACAUGAGUCCUAAAUGUCAUCCCUUAUUCUUUGAUUCCCACAUUAAUUCAGCAUCUGUGGUGAGAUUGAAUGUCUACCAAGCCUUCUUGUUAUGUGCAAUGAAGUUCCAUUGUUAUGUUCGAGCCUUAUCAUAUAUCUGCAAGUUUCACUUUAGAUUCUACGCUUACAUUAUCCAAAGAUCAUUGAGGUUCAUGUACAGGCUCAUAAAGAAGAGGAUGUGUUCAUUGUAUACUGACUCUAACUUCUGCCCAAUUCUUCAAUUGGAAGAGGAAGAAGUUGAAUGGCUUGGUUUAUAUGCUUAUAUCGAAGUGUUGAAAAGAAAACAAUCACGGUAUAAGGAGUUGCUCUCCUUGUUGAAGUUACAGUUGUUAAAUCAUAAGAUAUGCGGCUCUGAGUCUUCUGAGCUGAGUUAUGCAGUUGAUAGAUCACAUUCCUCUCUACUGUGGAAGAUCAAGUAUUAG
Messenger RNA from Fragaria vesca subsp. vesca, 3549 nucleotides. RefSeq names its product telomerase reverse transcriptase-like. Gene Ontology annotation, molecular function: telomerase RNA binding; telomeric repeat DNA binding. The transcript has 13 exons. The record is from RefSeq and is a predicted model, not a curated record. Gene Ontology annotation, cellular component: telomerase catalytic core complex. Gene Ontology annotation, biological process: telomere maintenance via telomerase. Bases 1 to 3549 code for a protein of 1182 amino acids. NCBI's taxonomy places the organism in Eukaryota, Viridiplantae, Streptophyta, Magnoliopsida, Rosales, Rosaceae.